CGCGACGCUGCCCGCCGGACCGACGAUCACGAGCGGCGCUGUGUCCGUGCAGUGCAACCGUGCGGGCGGCCGCGUGCUGCAGAGCAGCGGCGACUACCGCUUGGCCGGCCUGCCCUCCGUGAGCGUGGUGCCGUGCGACGGCUGUGCGGCAGCGCUGGCGUGCUUCGAUGCGCUGACGGCGUCGUUCACCGACUGCGUGUGCAGCUGCCGCGCCGGCGGUGUGGGCGACGCGUGCCUGCCGUUCGACGUGCCGCCUGCGAGGGCCGGCGGUGGUGGCGGUGGGCAGGACUGCGUGAGUGGCGUGACGCUGACGGAGUCCGUGACGGUUGGCGGCGGGCAGGCGACGGCGUGCUUCGACUCGGUGGUGUUCAGCGGACCGAUCACUGUGGCGGUGGACCUGCGCUCGAUGGAUGCGUUCGCUGACACGCUGAACGUGACGCUGCGCCACUGCGUGCUUGCGGGCGGCGCGCAGCUGCGGAUUGGCGGCCUCAGCGAGAGCACGGCGCACCUGAUGCCCCACGCCCUAGUCAACAUGACGAAUGUGACGUCGCUGGAGGGCACGAUUGUGCUGCAUGGCGCGAUGCCGCUGAACUCGAGUGUGCUGCUGGCGAACUCGACGCUGCGUGCGACGGUUGACGGGUCGCAGUACGUGCCGACGACCCCUGGCCACGAGAAAUCCCGGUACGGCCCCGCGCUUGUCCUGGACGGCGUCCGUCUUCUGUCGACACGGUUUGUCAUGACGCGGUCGACGCUGGUGUGUGGCGGGGGUUCGUGCGCUGCGAUCCUUGUGGAGCGCGGCCUCGGUGUGAACCUGUCCAGCGUCUUCUACAUGGACAACUGCGCCGUCAAUUCGCAGACGCACGUGAUGUACGCCCUUGCGUCGGGCCUGCGUGUUUUCGGCGGCUCCGUGUUCUCCAUACAGAACAGCUUGUGGAGUGCGCCGAGCACCGAGUACUACAAAGGCGCGUUUGUGUUUGGGGACGUUGCGGUGGAUGGCGGCAGCGUGCUGCAGAUUGUGUCCAGCACGUUCCGUCUCGGCUUCGCCAUGCUCAUGGCAACCACGCUGACUGUGACUGGCGGCAGCUGGCUGGUGCACCGCGACAACGAGUUCCGCACCGUCUACGUUGUGUACGUGUCUAGAUACGACGGCGUGGCGUUCCGCGAUCGGAGUGUGUGGUCGAUACUUUACAACGACUUUGGGUACGGCUUCUAUUCGCCGAUCACUGCAUACAUGACAAGCGGGUGGUCACCAACAUCCGACUCGCGCCCCAUCAUCUACGGCACGUGCAACGAGAUAAAGGGGUCUCCCGUGAAGAAUUACAGAAGUGAGCUCAAUAUUGUGGCGCCCGUGACGGCAUUGGACUGUGGCACGUGUACCGUGGGCGCCGUGUGCUUUGCAGCGAGGACGAGCAGCGUCAGCGGCUGUGGGUGUGUGUGCGCUGCUGGCGGAUACGGUGACACGUGUCUGCCAGCUGCGGUUCCGGACGGCCUUGGGCCGCUCCCGCUCCCCGAUGCGAACGAUACUGAGGUCCGCUGCGUGCACGGUGGCAGCAUCAGCUCCGUGGACUAUCCUGAUCCCGGUGUGCGUGGUCUGUGCUUUGUCAACGUGACCUUCACCGCCGCGAUUGUGCUGGACCUGUGGAGCUUCGACGCGCCAGGAAAGACACUCAACAUCACGCUACUGCAGUGCGUCCUCAUGGGCUUUUCGAUCAAGGGGAGUGGUGCGCGCGUGCACGUGAGCGUGACAUCCUCGAUGCUGGAUUCUGGUGCAUUGGAGUUUGAGGAUGAUUUUGGCGCGAGUUCCCAGAUACUGGUGGCAGGCAGUAAGCUCUUGUCAACGUCGAGCCAUGCCAUUCAAUUUCCAAGUUUUAAUUUGGGUGCGAACUCGACGCUGCUCCUGCUCGACAACAACAUGGAGGGGGAUACUUACGCAGUUCAUUUCCCCGAUGCUGUUGUUGUUGAUGGUAGUGGGAUCAUUAUUAAGGGAAAUAUGCUGAAGUCAAUAAAGAGGGGUUACAGCUCGGAGUCUGCCGUUUAUUAUAACGAUGUUGAUUUGAAGAACGGCGGCUACAUUGACGUCGAGAACAACACGAUUAGCGCAUCCAUCGGCAUCUUUUUUCUCGGGGAUACUACUGUGAGCUCCGCGGGGCUGCUGAGGGUGGCGGACUGCACCUUCACUGGCAGCACGGAGGCAAUCAAUUCUGCUCUGGUGCAGUUGUACGACUCGGUUGCUCUUCAGGGUGGUGCGCAGUGGCGUGUGGAGGGCAACAACGUGAGCGCAGCCUCAGUAUUGAGUAUGCCGUUUUCCUGGUACAGUAUUGAACUAUCGGGCAGCGGCACCACCGUGUCGCUUGCACACAACCGUCAGGCGGACUCGAGUAAAGCCUUUGCGAAAAUUACUUCAUCGGGUUUGAUUGUGACGUCACCCGCGCAGUUUGUGGUGGGGUGCAACAUGCAGGGCGAGAGGGAGGUGUCGUACGACGGCGUGUUUCCGGAGAAAGUGGUGGUGUUCGGGUGCGGCACAUGCAACGACGACGCGGCGUGCUACAUGCCCGGGACGGAGUCGGUGGACCGCAGCUCGUGCUCGUGCAGUUGCAAGAGCGGAUGGCGUGGCGCGUCGUGUCUUCCCUUCGGGGUGCCCGACACGGUUGUGCCGCCCUUGCCGGAGAGAGCCGUGGACGGCGACACGAGCUGCGUGGUGAACCAGACGCUGACGAGCCUCGCGCUGAACAUGUGGAAGACGCACCACUGCUACGUGGGUGUGACAUUCAGCGGCGUGGGUGCUGCGUUGACAUUUUCCUUCAACAGUAUGCCGCUGCAUCUCCCCAUCAACAUCACGCUCACUGGGUGCACAUUCCGUGACGGAGCCGCGCUGCAGUUUGUUGGGGGCACUGAGGUGGCCGAGUCGGCCGGCGUCCUUAUCCGCGUGAGCCAGACGGUGAUGCGGUCCUCCGUUGUUCUAUUUAGACGUGUCCUCCCGCAGCACUGCGACAUCGCCGUCACUGAAGUCGACGCGGUGCAGUUGCCGAAUUCUGUGAACUACAUGUUGAGCGUCGUGAAGCUGGACGACGUUGCGUUGAGUGCGUCCUCGCUGUUGGUCAGCAACGUCAAGGCGCGUGCUUUGGGUUACAGUGGGUAUGGUUUGUACUCGACCGGGACGCUGACGCUGGUGGGCGGCAGCUCGCUGUACACGCGGUACUGCAGCUUUGAUAAAUACACACACAUGUUGUACAUGUAUAGGCUCAUUGCCAGUGAUCGCUCCGUUUUUGCGCUGCUCAACAAUACGAUGGCCUCCGGGACAAGUUUCCUGUACCAGUACCACGACCUCACCGUGUCGAAUCACAGCGUGGUGCGCGUGGUGGGGAACAGCGGCUCCGUGUCCUACGCCGUUUUUUUGUCUGAUUCUUGGACCGUCCGGAAUUCAAGCUGGCUGGAUUGGCGCGACAACGACGUGGGAGUGGGUGCGAUGUUCUACUACUUUUCCUUUGGCGGUUCUGUGAACAUCGAUGGCAGCAGUGUGGUGACGCUGACGGGCUGCAGGAUGGGCUCAACGGGGUUGUAUAAGUCUCCGCUGUCGCGGAUUGACGCCGGCUACGGGUUCGUUGCCGGAUGUCUGACGGUUGCGGGCCGGGUGCUGACGACGGCGGCUGAACUGGAGCUGAAUGGCAUCACCAACGUGACGACGGUUGCUGCGUGCGGGGAGUGCACGAGGGACGGCGACUGCUUUGCUCCGCUGACGACGGCGGUCAGCGACUGCAAGUGCCAGUGCGCUGCUGGAGGGCACGGCGAUGUGUGCGUCCCGGCGCCUGUGCCUGCUGGUCCGCCACCACCGCCACCGCCGCCCGCACCACCGUCACCGCCGCCGAUUGGUGAGUGCAUCAGCGACAUGGUGUACCCCGAGGUUGCGCAGGCAGUGGGCAGCGGGCUGUCGUGGCUGUGCUACCGCAACGUGACGUUCAGCGGGGGUGGCAUGAUCCUGACGGUGCUGAUUGGGGGGAUGACGGGCGACGUGGCGAACAUCACGUUUGAUGGAUGCACGUGGAGGGACGGCGCUGUACUGUUGCUGGCGGGCGACGCGCACGCCGCUGUGGAAUCGCUGAACGUUUUUGUCACCGGCAACACGUUCGAUGACGCGCUUCUUAGCCCGGAGGGUGAUUUUCCACCGCACACGAACAUCACCAUCAGCGGGAACCGCUUCAAGGUCACGAGGCUGAUCUCUCGGUCGGGCUUGGACAUUAGAAGGCCGUCGUGUGUAGCGAUGAAUGAGCUGGUGGUCAGCAAUGACUCCGCGGUGGUGCUCAGUGGCAAUGUGUUUCAGAGCGUGACGACAUCGUCAAGUGCCAUUUACGUUGUUGGAUCUGUGCUGAGGGUGUCGUGGCACUCCCUGUUUGCGGUGGUGGGCAACACGUUUCAUAUGGACGACGGUGGCGCUACGGUGAUAUAUCUUGGAGGGUCUUUCCAAUCCUCGUCGCUGGAUGUACUGAACAACUCCGCCGUGGUGAUCCGAGACAACGUUGCGUCGAGGCCGGUGAGGUACUUCAUUUUAUUUUUCUGGGCAUUACGUGUGGAGUCCUGGUCAGCGGUUGUGUUUCAGGGCAAUGACAUGCAGGGAAGCUUGAAUGUGUUCUUCACCAACUACUACACCUAUGUCUACUACAACUCCUGGCUGCAGUUGAGCGGCAACCUCUGCCGUGAAUCCCCAUCGGAUGCCUUUGCCUAUGCAUACCCCAGGGUAAAUCUACGGAACUCCACGGUGUCUGUGUCCGGCAACAAAUUCAUUUCCAGCACGGGCACGCCGAAGGUGCUUUGGAUAUUAUUAGGGUCCAGCGAUCUCACAAACGGAACGGUUGUGGCCGCGUGCAACACAGUGAAUGACAAGGAGGGGGCGAGAUACAGUAUUCCGUCUGCGUACAAUGCGACCAUUCUGAACUGCAGCGACCCAUGCACCCUCGCGGCGUCGUGCUUCCCCGCGUACACGGCGACGGUGUCGAGUGAUGGCUGCGCUUGCAGGUGCGCUGAGGGCGGCCACGGCAAUGCGUGUUUGCCCGUCGCUGUUCCCGAGCCACCGAGCACUGACGGCGCCGACUCGUGCGUACAGGACGUGCGUGUGGAUGUGGAGGUGAACGCCGGUUUCGGGACGUCGGUGGUGUGCUACGUUGGUGUGACCUUUGCGGCGGACGUCGUGGUGGACGUGGAGUCGAUGUCGGGGAGCGCGCGCAACGUGACGCUGGUGAACUGCACUU
Molecule: messenger RNA, 5243 nt
Organism: Trypanosoma cruzi
Lineage: Eukaryota; Euglenozoa; Kinetoplastea; Trypanosomatida; Trypanosomatidae
Product: dispersed gene family protein 1 (DGF-1), putative
Exons: 1
Molecular function (GO): Notch binding
Source: RefSeq, a predicted model, not a curated record